CCCGGCCUAACUGGGUUGUGAGGGGGGUUGUGGGCUCAAAUUGAGAGAGCGCUUUAGCUGCUCGUGCCACAAGAGGAGAUUGCAAAGAUGCGUUAGCGAAAAAGCUGCAACAUAUUUCAAUGUCGUUAUUAUUUCCCUUCUAUUUUUUUCACUAAUGUUAACUUUGUAUCGUAUCGAAUAAUGACAUGGACUUUGCGUGAUGAGGAAGGCAUUUAAUAUCGGAUGUCAACAGCAUUUUACCCACCGGUUAAACACCGCGGAAGGGAUGCACUUGCUGCCACUUUUUGACGAAUGUCAAUUUAGCAUUGCUUAUUUGUUGGAAAACUGUAUUUCAUUGUGAUACGGCGUUUAGUUGCAUGCAAUAGCAUUUAUAUAAUCGUUGUCAGUAUUUGUUUGUAGGCUUAAUGAUUUGGACCGCCUGACAAACAUCAACGUCAUUGAUGUAGGACAAGAGGACUGAUGCAUCGGUGCAUUGUUUGAUCCAUUCUUGAAAACAGUGUUCCGUCUGGACAAGAUCUGGGGAUGAGUAGAUAGGCUAUUAGACAACCAUUCCCGGGUUUAUGUAGGUCGGCUCGGUCUUCACUUAACAUUGAAUAAUUAGGCUAUAGCGCAGACUACUAGUAAAGCCUCAACCAUGUAUGCUGGACGGAAAAGAAGAAAACCGGUGCAAAGAGGCAUCGAAGUGAAAGACCAAAAAGAGAAAAAGACAGCUCCAUCUGAAGGGACCAAGUCUAACCCAUCAAAGCGCCACCGGGACCGUCUGAACUCUGAGUUGGAUCGUCUGGCCUGUCUACUGCCCUUCCCAGAAGAGGUCACCUCCAGCUUGGAUAAACUCUCUAUUUUACGGCUCAGUGUGAGCUACCUGAGGACUAAGAACUUCUUCUCAGUUGCCCUGAAGACCCACGCUUGCAAGGGGUUGAAGGCCAAUGGUGGUAACCAUGACAACAGCAAGACAGCGGGAUUGGUGGAUGGCUGGAUGCCCGAGGGUGAACUCCUAUUGCAGGCCCUUAAUGGUUUUGUCCUGGUCAUCACUGCAGAGGGGGUCAUAUUCUACUCCUCUCACACCAUUCAGGAUUACCUGGGAUUCCACCAAACGGAUGUGAUGCACCAGAGUGUGUUUGAUCUGAUCCACACUGAGGACCAGCAGGAGUUUAGGAGGAACCUACACUGGGCUCUCAACCCUCCGGCCGUGUCCCAGCAGGUGGAGUCACCCCCAGAUGGAAAGCCAGUCCCCAGCUCAUCCCUGGUGACCUAUAACCCCGACCAGCUGCCUCCAGAGAACUCCUCCUUCCUGGAGAGGAGCUUCGUCUGCCGCUUCCGCUGUCUCCUCGACAACUCCUCUGGCUUCCUGAACUCUGAGCAUUCUACUUUCCAGGGCUACCUCCCCCAUUCAGACCCCUACCUCCCACUACCUCUGCCCCCCCCCCACCCCAUCCCCCCUCUCCUCAGAAGCCCAGUAGUCCUCUCCAUCUCACCAGUACAGAGCGUGACCAUGCAGAGUAGCGGGAGGCUGGAGGCAGGGGAUGGGAGGAGAGGGGAAGAGGAGAGUAAGAUCGGGGUACUUCCCAACUCUGUGGAGGUCAUUUGCGCCCCCUCAGCCUUGUACAAGCUGCGUCCCAAAUGA
Messenger RNA from Coregonus clupeaformis (lake whitefish), 1624 nucleotides. RefSeq names its product aryl hydrocarbon receptor 1b (gene ahr1b). Gene Ontology annotation, molecular function: transcription cis-regulatory region binding; protein dimerization activity; nuclear receptor activity. NCBI's taxonomy places the organism in Eukaryota, Metazoa, Chordata, Actinopteri, Salmoniformes, Salmonidae. Bases 635 to 1624 code for a protein of 329 amino acids. Gene Ontology annotation, cellular component: nucleus; aryl hydrocarbon receptor complex. Gene Ontology annotation, biological process: regulation of transcription by RNA polymerase II. The transcript has 10 exons. The record is from RefSeq and is a predicted model, not a curated record.